Danio rerio (zebrafish) is the source of this 2654-nucleotide messenger RNA. NCBI's taxonomy places the organism in Eukaryota, Metazoa, Chordata, Actinopteri, Cypriniformes, Danionidae. The record is from RefSeq and is a predicted model, not a curated record.
UCCGCCUCCCCCCUCAUCUCUGGCACUCCCUCAAGGCCGUGUUAUUGUUCCUGCCUAUCAGUGUCAUUUCCACAGCCAGUGCUGAAAGAGAGUGGAGAAACAGAGGCAGGUGAGAGUGGACGAGAGACACCGAGGAGGAGCUCACCUGUGUGUUCAGCUCUGCUUUUAACAGAGGACAUUACUCCAUCAGGAGGACUGCUGACAGCUCCACACAUGAUAAUCCACUGCUGUCCCUAGGCAGAAGAAGUGAUGAGAAGAUAAAUAAGGAAUCAGUGGAACAGUAAAUCCACGUGAGGCAGUCAGUGGAGGAGUGGAGGACUAUAUUCCUGCGAGAUGGAGCCGAGUCCAAUGGUGUGGCACACUCAGGUGGUCCCGCUGGAAACAGAGCUGGAGAAGGUGAGCUCUCAUCCCGAGUGCUCCAUCUGCUUCAACACCUACGACAAUGUCUUCAAAACGCCAAAACAGUUGGACUGCACCCACACAUUCUGCCUUGAAUGCCUUUCCCGGAUCAUGACCACCUCCAUGGACCCUCAAAACUCAAAAAUCCCCUGCCCCUUCUGCCGCCAACCGACCACCAUCCCAAAAAAGGGGCCGCCGGCUUUGACCACCAGCCAGGAGGUUCUAUGUCGCCUGCCCAUCCACCAGCAGCACGAAGAGCCUGUAUGGCUGGACGGGGAGAGGCUCUGUUACCAACGGCCAAUAGAAAUGCCAGGAGUACCAGCAUUCUGCAUUUGUGUGGAUAUUGGGGCUAGUGGCCAUAGUGGUGUGUCUUCUUCCCAGACUCGUCCGAGGCUCAGUCUGAUGGAAAGGAUGAUGGACUGGAAACGUUUGCUAAUUUUUAUAUUCCUCAUGGUGCUGCUUUUGGGGAUUGUUUUGUGGCCCCUGCAGUGCAUCGUCACAACGGGCUCCUUGCGUUGCUCGCCCCAGAACAUGCAUAUGUCUACUACUACCGCUUCUACAACCACAGUCACAAUGUUGUUGUAAGUUAGACUGCAAAAUUAAGAUGAUUGGUAUCCGUUUACAUCCAUUCUUGCAAAGACUGUUGGGUGAUGAAAGAUUUAGAGUGAGCUGCAGGACGGCAGAGCUGCAUCAGUAUCUUAUAGGACAUUUUAAUAAGAGCCAAAAUCUAUAGCCAGUGCAGAUGAGAAAGCUGACUGAUGACUGUAAGCCUACAAUGAUCAAAACUACAUUUAUAUUAAACAAGUUUAAUAAAGGGCAAUUCAUCGACAGAUGCCGACCAAAGUUAACAGACAUUUCAGGUCUGAUCAGUGUUUUGGUGGUGCUGGUACUGUAACCUGGUUGUUAUCUCUGCUGGGCUGGUUCAGACAGUCUAGCGCAGUGGUUCUCAAACAGGCUUUCUUCUAGUGGUAUGUGGAGGAAUAACUAAAUAAUUAAAGUAAAAAUGUACAUACUUUUAACCAUUUAAUGUGUUCGAUAACAUCGAUGUGAUCAGUCAAUUGAUUUUAAUAGGCUAAACCUUUUAUUUUAUUUUCAAUUUACUAAAGUUUGUUAUGUAUUCUAUCAUUUGAAGCUAAUUUCCUCCCUAUAUUGUGAUGGUUGUUGGGGGCAUAUUCCGUAUUUUUAUAUCCUAAUGUUAACAGGUAUAAUUUAAUCACUUGCUUUUCUGACACACAAAGCCUACUCUAAUGCACAGUAGGCAGAUCUAAAUUCUAAUUUUAAUAUGUAAAUCCAAUUCAUUUAUUUAAAAUACAAGUUAUUGUUUAGAUUUCACAGAUAUACAAAUAAGUCAUAUCUAGAUGCAAGAUAUUUUUCAAAAUUUAUCAAAAAGAGUUUAUAUAUGAAUAGGAUGACAAAUAGCCUGAGGUUCAAGGAACAUUUGCAGGUUUUAAUGAAUAGGCUAUUAUAGGAUAAUACUUUACAUUUAAGUACAGCAGUUUUAUUUUUACUUUUUAAGAACAGUGCCAUAAUAAAUAUUCAUUAUAAUAGUAAGAAUUAAUCUGCCACGUUUUUGAACUGUGCAGAGCUUUACCUGCUUAAUUAGGCCUACUAAACUACUGUAUUGUGGAUGUGGAUGUCUGUUACAUUUUCAGUUUAUAGGAAUUAUGGUGGUACUUGAAGAAACUUAAUUUUUUUCUGAGGUGGUAUUUGGAUAAAAAAGUUUAAGAACCACUGCUCUAGCAUGUACUGGCCUGAAAGGGAUUGUUCGGUUAGAAAUGAAUAUUUGCUCCUAAUUUACUCAUCCUAAUGCCAUCCAAAAUGGUCCUUGGUGAUUUGCAAAAUGCAAGUGAACAACUACUUGCCCUUCAAGAGUAGAAAACACAUAUGGGCAAAAUUGAAUUAAUACCUGUGGAUCCUGAUGACACAUUAAGGUCUUAACAUCAACAUAUUAAUGUAUUGUAAGGAGAAACUUUGCAUAAUUUACAAUAGUUAAACCUUUAAUCAACAGUUUGAAAAACAGCAUAUUUCAUAAAUGCCACCUCCGGUGGACAGUAGCAGACUCUGAAAUGUGAUGCAGAUCCAGAGUUCCACAUGAGGUUAUUAAUUAGCAAUAAGAAUAAAUAUUACAAACAUAAACAUUAAGUGAGCAGGUUACACUAUAACCCUGUGUCUUAACAACAGGCUAUGUGAUGAGAUUUGCAGUAACAAGCAAUUUGGCUGUUUGCAUAAGACGAAACACCACAGAAAUUUAAAUA